AUGACUAUAAUUAUGGGAGUCAUUGCCCAACAGUAUCAAGGGCCACAGGUCCCCAUCUCUGGUUUACUUAACAGUACCAGCAAUGCUAUGGAUAAGAAAAAAGUUGACACAUGUGGGGACAAACCAUCGUUCUUUGAAAUAUUCAAAUCACGAUGCAGUGAAUCAGACUUAGGGCCAAUAAGUCUCAAUUGGUUUGAAGAACUCAGUUCAGAAGCUCCACCUUAUGACUUUAAAAGACUAGAAAACCCUGAACAUAACACUAUAUGUCUGGAUCAAAGUACAUUUAAAACACCAAAGGGGAAGCUGUCUACAAACAGUCCAUCAGCAUCAACUCCAAUGAUUUUUAAAGAACAAAAUAAAACCGUACCAUUAUUUGCUUCUCCCAUAAAAGAACUGGGUCAGAGCAACACAGAAACAGGUGAAUACUUUGCAUUGCUAAGAGGAGGUUUACUACGUACACCCAAGCUUUUUGAGGCACAGACACAAAAAUGCAUUUCUGAGAGCCUAGGAGCACAAGUGGAUCCUGACAUGUCUUGGUCGAGUUCAUUAGCAACACCCCCUACACUUUCUCCAACAGUCGUAAUAGAUAGAGGAAAUGAUUCCAGAGUUUCUGGAACAAAGCAACAUAAUGAAAGACUUGAGUUGAUCAUGCGUGGCAUUUUCUCCAAGUAUAGCAGAAGUCUCAAGAAGAUUAGCAUGAAUAUGCAAUCUGCAUCAAGAAUUGAGGAUGUAUGUGCAGAAACUCCCAGCAAAAUUCACAGUAGGAUUCCAGCUCCAGUUGGUAGUGAUGACAGAGGACUCACAAGGUCAGGCUUGAAAACCAUAAGCUCACUUUCCAAUUUGAAAAGACGACCUAAAAAGUUUAUUUAUACAGUAAAUAAUAGUCCAGUUUACCUGGAAGAAGGAACUACGCAGAAAGAUGGAUCUUCUUGUCCUGUGCCGAAUUACACAGAUUUAAGAUCUUGCAUCUCUGAAGUUUCUGUAACAGCCAUCAGGAAUGAAGGGAAAACUGAAAAACUUUCAAGCACUAAUAAUCACACUAUUGAAGAGAAACAGCAAGUAAGGUCUGGGUUUUUAUCCAACUGUACUCUUAUGAACAUUUCCCAUGAAACUCAAUGCAAUGAAAAGUCAAGCACAGAAAGUAAUUUUACCUCUCAGUCAUCAAUACCUCUACAGAUAGACAGCAGAAGAGAAACAGUUAUGCUUCCCAGUCAUGUAACUGCUAAUCUAGUAACAGAGUCAAACAUACACAAGUUCCAUACAGUUAAUCACAAGGACACUUUAGAUAAAGAGUAUGGUGGGAAAUAUGACAAUCUUGCAAAUCUCAAUUCAUUGCAAGAAGCAGUUUUUGAAGAUUCUACAUUGGCAAUGCAAGCAUCAAAAAGUGGAAACAAUUGCGCAGCCUUGGAAUUAGUUACACAACAUUCUUUGGCAAGUUGCACUCCAUUUGCUGAACUUGGAUUUCAGUCAAAGAAAGUACUACAACCUGCUACAGAUGAAUCUUCUACGCUUAUAAAAUCUGGGGGGGAAAUAUAUACAAAACAGCCUCUACCACUAGACUUAAAAGAAAAUGCAAACAAAUGCAAGCAAAGAUGGUUAGGAUGUGCAAAUCAGAGCAAAAACCAAAGCUUCGAUGGGUUCAAAACUGCUUCCAAUAAACAAAUAGCACUGUCUGAUAAUGACAUUAGAAAAAGCAAAUUGCUGUUCAAAGACAUAGAAGAUCAAUUUCUUGAAGGUUUUCCCAGUGAAAGAAUGAAGAAUACUUCAAAUCAAAAUACACAGGAAACUGCUGAGAUUUCUUCAGUUGGGCGAAGUGAAUUGAAUGAAAACUCAUCUAAUUUUUCACAUGUUUCUGAUUCAUUGAUGAAUCUUAUUCAGUUCGACAAUACCCAAAGCAUUUUUCCUGAAUGUUCCAAUAUGAAUGUGCUUAAAAAUGCAGAACCUGAAGGAAAAAAUUUAACCGCAAGCCAAGAAGCUGAAGUUACUGAACUUUCUAAUAUACUGGAAGAAACUGGUAGUCAGUUUGAAUUUACACAAUUUAAAAAACAUAGGACUGUGGUAUACAAUAAUACUUGUGAGAUGUCUGGAAGCUUUGAUAAAGAUGGUGUAAAUUCUGAAAUGUGGAAAGAUAUUGAUUUUGGGGAAACCUUUGAAGACAAAGUUCCAAGAGGCAAUGUUCUCUCUCCUCAUAAGCAUAUAAGCACAACUGAGGAAUAUAAAAUACAGACACAAAGCAGUGAAGAGAUUACAUCAAUGAAUUCACGAAGCAGAGAACAGAACAAAAAUGUCCCAGCUAUUUUAGCACCUUUGCAGUCUGAGUGGGGGUACUGUAAUUCAACAAGUGGCAAAGAGAUGAACAUUCCUGGUGAGACUAUAAACAAAGUUGAAAAAUACAUCUGUGAUCUUGAUGGAGUGAAUGAAAUACUUAUCCCUCAAAAAACAAACUUUCAAACUGAUUGUUCAAAUAGCGGUAAUAAUCACAACUAUAUGAAAGAAAUAUGUGAUUGGCAUCAUAUGGCCAAACAAGUGGGUGCUCAAUAUAUGAUAAAAAAUAAUACAAAAGAUACAAUUACAAACAUAAAAAAUAAGUCAAAAGUUGCAAAGUAUAAUGAAGGCAAUGUUAUCCAGAUUACUAGUACUACAGAAGUUAACCUAAAAAUUGUUAAAACAUAUUCCAUUCAGAUGACAGGAAAUGAACUGCCAUCCACUGAAAACAAUCGCAGUGUAUUAGUUGCUCAACACUUUGUAAACUGUGGAGAAACUAAGUGUAAUUAUAAUUUGCAAGAAACUUUGUCUGAUCUAACAUGUUUAGCUGAAGUUGCUAAAACUGACACAAAAAUCACUUUGAAUGAUACAGAUGAAAAAGAAACCCUUAAUUCAAGUCAGAAAGAGGAAUUUCCAGGAAGUCAUCAUUUACUGCAGAGUUUUCACACUGUUGCUGAUGAGAACAUAUUAGCAGCUAAUAGUAAAAUGUUUAAUUUGUUAGGUGGCUCCUAUGUCAAAGAAGAACAAUCUUCUAAUGGGAAAACAGGUGCUAGAAGCAAAAAAGGAGCUAUCAGUUCUAUGAAAAAGAGUACUGACUUAAGUGAAAAUAAAAACUUAUUUGUCACCAACCAUCAGAAAGUCCCUGAAGCAAGAAAAGAAAAACAGACCAGUGCUUUUCACACAGCUAGCGGUAAGCAAAUUACAGUUACUGACGAAUCGCUAGCUAAAGCAAGGCAUCUUCUUUCAGAAGAAACUGUUAUCCCAGAAAAGGUGGAUGAUGUCAAACCUAGCUUUCAUAUUCCAAUAAAAGAGAAAAGGAAUGAGGAGAUUACCAAAGUAAGACAAGAAUUUGGAGAAGGAACUGAAAAACAUGAGGAAGUUCUAAAUCCUGAAGGUAAUUUUAAAGAUCCUCUGGAACCGUUGUCAAACACUGUUAAACGAACUGAGAAUUUUGAAACUGUUAAAAGGCUGUCUUUGGAGAUGAAUGUAUCGGAAUCCAAUAACAUUCUGGCACAUACAUCAAACAAGAAUGAUACUUCAAAAACUUCAUUUUUUGAUACUGAUCAGCAUUUGUAUGUUGAAGAAAAAUCUGAUGCUUGUGUAAAACAAAAUCUUCAGCCAUUGUCAUCUAGAAAUACAAGUAAUGUAUUAACUACUAAGAUUAAUAAAAAACUUGAUUCUUUGGAUAUACCUUGCAAUACCACUUCAAAAGCUAGUUACUCUGAUUUAAAGAGUGGACAAUCUGCAUUGCACCAUUCACAUGAUGCAUGCAAUGAGAGAAAUUCCAUUCCAGAGAAUUUCACUUGUAUUUCUGAAGACGUUUCAUCAUCAAAUAGUUUUAAUGCAGAAAACAAUGUUAGUAUUUUAAAAGGAACUUCUAAAAAUGAAAGUUAUAUGUCACAGUUACGUGACUUAGAAUUGUUGGAUAACUUGGAUACCAACAUUUUACAAAAAUAUUCAGCUAGUGAAGCAGCAGCUUCAACUUCAAAACUAUUGAAAGCUAGACCAGUUGCAUUCAAUACAGCAAGUGGUAAAACUGUUGAGGUUUCUCAGGAAGCAUUGAAAAAGGCCAGACAGUUGCUUCAUAAAGACUGCUGUAAAUCCAUAAAACAGAACAUGGCAUGUCAAUCUGAAACAAGUAAACUUAACAUUUCAGAAAGUUGUUCUGAAGGCUUGAGCAGUGGAGAGUGUGUUACUACAUCCAAUUACUUGAGUGUCGAAACAAUUCCAGUGGGAAGUUCAGUUGCACACCAUUUUCCUUGUGCCAAAGAGUACUAUGAAGAUGAGCAAGCAUUAGAGUGUACUGGAUCUAUGUCCCUGAAAACUCUGCCUGAGUCAAGUUGUCAGACUUCAUGUGUUCAAAUGAAUGAUAAGUGUUCUGAUACAUGGAACUCUAACAAGCUGAACUGCAUCAAGUCAGACCUUUCUACAGAUAACUGUGGGCUUUUUAGCACAGCAAGUGGCAAACCUGUACAGUUAUCUGAGGAGUCAUUAAAGAAAGCAAGACAACUUUUUUCUGAAAUGGAAAAUGAAUCAUCAGGUCAUAGGAGCCGUGUAUCAGAUUGUGAUUACAGUUAUGGUGAAGCAUCUUUGGUUAGGAACAAAGCAUCUGCUACAGAAAACAAACUACUUCUGCCACAAGGGAAAAGAUUUCCAUAUACUGAAGUGAAUUCAAAUAUUCCUUGUGGCUUUAGCACAGCAAGUGGAAAACAGGUUCAAAUCUCUCAAAAGGCUCUCCAAAGUGUUAUGGGGCUCUUAAAAGAAUUUGAUGAUGUCAAUAGUAAUGGUUUCUCUGUAGAUCAACAGAAUUUGGGACAAGGUCAUAUUUUACCCACGAAAGCUCCUGCUGCAGAUGCUAAAGUUAGUUCCAACUCUAAACCGCAGGAGAAGUGUAAUGCAUUUUAUUUACCCACAAGGAAUCCUAAUGAAAAGAAGACUUCUAAAAACCUAUUGAGCAUUAAAAUACCUUCGUACUUGUCUCAUACUGAGAAGUACAAUAGAAUGGAAACAAAAUAUGCAACAAAAUUUGAUAUUGUAACAAAAGAAAAUCUGGAUUUCCACUCUCCUGACUACACCCAGACUCCAGAAAAUUACUUGGAAAUAGAAGCUUCGGAAAGUGCUAAAGCCUUCAUGAAAGAUGAUGAUCUCAUUGAUUCAGAAAUACGGAAAAAUAAAAAAGAAUCUAUCUUGAGUUCUGAGAGAACUAAUAAUUUCCUGUCAAAUUCAAGAACUGGAAAAAGGCAUAUGGAAGAAGAAAAUACAUUUGGAGAACCUUCCAUUAAAAGAAAAUUGCUGCCUGAAUUUGAUAAAUCAGACAGGUCAAACAGAUCAUCUUUGAAAGCCUCAAAAAGUACUCCAGAUGGUACAAUGAAUGACAGAAAAAAGUUUACCUUCAAUAUCCCUUUAAAGCCAGUAAUCUGUGGCCCCUUUAGUUCUACAAAAGAACGGCAAGAAUUCCUGAAUCCAAAUCUUACUACUCCUGAUCAAGAUCCUAAACGGUCUAAAUCUGAUGGAUUUCAGCAAGAUAUUUCAAAACAGUCUUCAAGUAGAUCAGAUUUAUUUACUGCAUUUAGUAAAGUCUCCAUUGAUGAAAGCAAGAAAAUGGAAAAUUAUCAUAGAGCCAAGCAACCUGUCAAAGUCUUUGUGCCACCUUUCAAAACAAAAUCAAGUGCUCCUCAGGAUGAAAUAGGUAUCAGCAAAGAAUCUGUCUUACUGGGCAACAAAGUUAUUAAUAGAAUAGAAGAACUUAAUCCUGAAAAGGAUCAUGAAAGCACCAUUGAACCAGAAAAGGAUAAUUCUGCACAAAUAUCAGCUGUGGAUUGGGAAUGUGAAGAUGCAAAAUCAGAUUUAACAAAAAUAAUAGCAAAUCUUCACUAUGCCAGAAAUCUACAAGAAAUAAGAAUUAUGAAAAAACAAAAGCAACGAAUCCACCCACAACCUGGCAGCCUGUAUCUUGUAAAAAUGUCUUCUGCUCCCUGCAGAGUUCCUCUGAAAGUUGCAGUGGAAGAGAAAUUGCCUCAUGCUUACUUCAGUGAACAGUUGUAUGCAUUUGGCAUUUCCAGGCAGUGCCUAAAAAUUAACAGCAGAAAUGCAGAAGAUUUUCAAUUUAUCAUCCAGGACUUUUUCAGUAGACAGUAUUUCCUAGAAAGACAUGGAAUUCAGUUGGCUGAUGGAGGGUAUCUUAUCCCUAGUGAUGACGGAACAGCAGGAAAAGAAGAAUUCUACAGAGCUUUGUGUGACACACCUGGUGUAGAUCAAAAGCUAAUUUCGAAAGCCUGGGUGUACAACCAUUAUAGGUGGAUCAUAUGGAAACUGGCAGCAAUGGAAGUUGCAUUUCCACAGGAAUUUGCCAAUAAAUGUUUGACACCAGAAAGAGUACUACUUCAGCUAAAGUACAGGUAUGAUGUGGAGGUUGACAAAAGUCAUCGAUCAGCCAUCAAAAGAAUAACAGAGAGAGAUGAUGUUGCUGCUAAAACAAUGAUAUUGUGCAUCUCUAAAAUCAUAUCAUUAAGUGCAAAUAUGUCUCAAAUCUGUGGUAAUAAAAACACUGCUGGGGAAAGCAAAAAAGAUGUGGCAGUGGUUGAAGUUACAGAUGGUUGGUAUGGGAUUAGGGCUGUCUUGGACCCUCGUCUUCAAUCGCUGUUGAAUAGACAGAGGCUGAUGGUAGGCCAGAAGAUAGUUGUACAUGGGGCGGAACUUGUGGGUUCGCCAGAUGCAACCACUCCACUGGAAGCGCCAGAAUCCCUUAUGCUAAAGAUUUCAGCUAACAGUACUCGACGUGCUCGAUGGUAUGCCAAGUUAGGAUAUUAUCGUGAUCCCCGGCCAUUCUCUUUGCCUUUAUCAUCACUCCUUAGUGAUGGUGGGACUGUUGGUUGCAUUGAUGUCAUUAUUCAGAGAAUUUAUCCCACACAGUGGAUGGAAAAAGUAUCAACAGGAUCCUAUGUGUUUCGUAACUGUCGAGCUGAAGAAAGAGAAGCUGCAAAACAUGCAGAGAACCGCCAAAAAACCCUAGAAACACUGCUUGCAAAAAUACAAGCUGAAUUUGAAAAGAAUGAAGAUGAAGGCAAAAGAGUGCUGCGAUCCCGUGCAUUAACAAGACAGCAAAUUCGCUCUCUGCAAGAUGGUGCAGACCUUUACGAAGCAAUCCUUAAAGCUGCUGAUCCAGCUUACAUGGAGAGCUAUUUCAGUGAGGAGCAGUUAAAAGCCUUGAAUAAUCAUAGACAGAUGGUAAAUGACAAAAAACAAGCACAGAUAGAAGCAGAAUUCAGGAAGGCCGUGGAAUCUACUGAACAGGAGGAACACAAUUCCUGUAGGAGGGAUGUAUCCACUCUAAUCAAAUUGCGAAUUGUGGAUUACAGAAAAGAAGAAAAAGAAAAAGAAAUUAUAUUAAACAUCUGGCGGCCGUCAUCAGAUGUCUGUAACAUUCUAAAAGAAGGAGGUCGGUACAGAAUCUUCCAGUUAGGUGCAUCGCAGUCCAAAAGCAAGACUGAGACUACCAAUAUUCAGCUUACAGCUACCAAGAAAACUCAGUAUCUGCAGCUGCCAGUCUCUGAAGAAAUCCUAUCACAAGUUUACCAACCAAGGGAGUGUCUGAGGUUCAGCGAACUGUUAGGACCCUCUUUCCAACCAGCCUGUUCUGAAGUGGAUUUGGUGGGAUAUAUAGUUUCUCUUAGGAGAGGAACAGGUUUCUCUACAUUGGUGUACUUGUCAGAUAAAAGUCAUACUCUAAUAGCAAUUCAGAUCUGUACAGAUCUUAAGCAGCUUGCUAUUGAGGACAUAAUUAUUCCUUCUGUGUUGAUCUCUGCAACAAAUCUUCAAUGGCGACCUGAAUUCAGAUCAAGCAUUCCCACUUUAUUUUCUGGAGGUCUUUCUGCGUUCUCUUCAAAUCCAAAGGAAAACCAUCUUCAAGGAAUAUUUAAUGAACUGAAAUAUACUAUAGAGAAUGAUAGCUGCUUUGGCAAAGAUGCACAUUGCAAACUGAUGAACCUGCUUCAAGUAGAUGGCCCACAAGUGUUUAACUUGCCUAAACAAUAUGGCUUGGAUCCCUUUUCUUCUCCUUGGAAAACUGGUGCAGCAAAUAAACAAUCAAUUGCAACUCCUAGCAGUGAACGGAGGCAUCAUAGCCCUUUGAUGCUUGGGAAGCUAAAUUCAAAGGCACCAGUUUCUCUAGGCUCAGAAAAAAUAACACCAGAAUUACAAGAAACUCCUAAGAACUGUAAGAAGAGAAAAGCAAUGGACCUGCUCUGUCAAGUACCUUCCCCUCCACCAGUAAAACCAAUCUGUACAUUUAUUUCUCCAUCUUUGAAAAAGGCAUUUCAACCACCUCGAAGUUCUGGUACCCAGCAUGAACAGUUACUGAAACGAACAGAAUGUAAAGUUAAAAUCCCUUCCCAAACAACGUUAAAUGAGACUGACUUCCCUCUUGAGAAUAAUUUUGUGGCUGAUGAGGAACUUGCAAUGAUAAAUACACAAGCCCUCUUAAGUAAUUUUCCCGUAGAGAGAGAGAUUGCUUCUAUGGAUGAAACUAUGUAUGAGGUAUGCAGUGAUUCACCCCACCAAAUUUUACUAAGGAAUAAUUCUUUCCAGUAUGCUAUUACAAAAAAUAUAUUGCAGGACAGUACUGAGGAGAUUGAAACUCCUGCAAAGGAGACAAAUAGUUCAUUAGCUGUGUGCAGGAAGUUGCAAAGGCAAAGGAAACGGAAAUAG
Elgaria multicarinata webbii is the source of this 8691-nucleotide messenger RNA. RefSeq names its product BRCA2 DNA repair associated (gene BRCA2). The coding region runs from base 1 to 8691 and encodes 2896 amino acids. Gene Ontology annotation, cellular component: nucleus. NCBI's taxonomy places the organism in Eukaryota, Metazoa, Chordata, Lepidosauria, Squamata, Anguidae. The transcript is spliced from 26 exons. Gene Ontology annotation, biological process: double-strand break repair via homologous recombination; regulation of DNA-templated transcription. The record is from RefSeq and is a predicted model, not a curated record.